Pseudopipra pipra is the source of this 957-nucleotide messenger RNA. RefSeq lists its product as uncharacterized. Bases 1 to 957 code for a protein of 318 amino acids. The transcript has 2 exons. NCBI's taxonomy places the organism in Eukaryota, Metazoa, Chordata, Aves, Passeriformes, Pipridae. The record is from RefSeq and is a predicted model, not a curated record.
AUGGAGCAAUUCAAGUUGUGGGAAGCAUUGUGGGAAGGACCUAGCACUGUGGAGAACUGUAAAGCAGGGCCUAACCUUGGCUACGGCACUGGCCAUCUGUGGGGUCUCAGCUCCUCCCCUCUGCCUCUCCACGGCCACCUGGAUGGGGAAAGGCGGCACCUCCCGCCCCAGGAGCGCCGGCGGCGGCCCCUGUGCCCGGCGGGGCGAAAGCGCCCCCAGCGGCGUGUGCGCGCUCCCAGCGGCGAGUGCGCGCCCCCGCGCCCGCUGCCCACCGACCGCGACCCCGCGCACCCCGCGCGGGACUCCCCCACUCACGAGCACACCACGCGGAAACGCCCCCUCCCCAACACACACAGACAGACGCCCCCGCACCCACGGCCCCCCGCGACCCACCCAAACACACACACGGCGCCACCCCCGCACUCACAGACACCCCCGCACUCACAGACACCUCCGCGCUCACAGACACCCCCGCACUCACGGCCCCCCGCGACACGCCGCCCCCGCUCACACAGGCACACCCCCGCGCCACGCAGGGACACCUCCAGAGACACCCCGCAGCCAACACACCCGCGCGUCCCAACUCGCAGAAACGCACCCCCCGCACGCCCUCCCCGCGGGCGCCGCUCCCCCCGCACACGCCCCGCACCGGCACCCCCCGACACAUCCCCCCGACAGAUCCCCCCGCACCCCCCACACACACCCACGCGCGCCCCCGCGGCCCCCCCAGCCCGCAUGCGCAGCGCGGGCGCGGAGCUGUCCGAGCGCUGGAUCCGCGCGCUCCCGCCGCCCCAUUCCAGCACAGCGCCGGGAUCCCCGCGGCUCCCGCGCCCUGCCGCCCUCCCUCCCGCACACCCGCCUUCCCUCCCUCCCACCCCGGCAACGCCGACGCUCCCCAACCCAAAAAGGGGAAAAGCAGAUCGACCCAGUAGCCCCACCACCGUUCAUAAAUACUAA